This is a messenger RNA of Triticum aestivum (bread wheat), 1563 nucleotides long. RefSeq lists its product as uncharacterized. Lineage: Eukaryota; Viridiplantae; Streptophyta; Magnoliopsida; Poales; Poaceae. The coding region runs from base 649 to 1431 and encodes 260 amino acids. The transcript is spliced from 4 exons. The record is from RefSeq and is a predicted model, not a curated record.
AGGAGUUUCAUGUUUUCCGGUGGCAGUCCAGGGAGGGCAAGUGGACAAGGACUACUAGCCUUGGUGGCUGCACAAUGUUCUUGUCAUAUUUUCAUUUUACAAAUCGAACGAGAUCCUUUGGAGGCUUUUUCUUUGCAAGUUGCCUUGGUCCAGAUCAUCCAGGGGUUCGAAGGGACUACUUGUACUUAACAGAUGCUGACAGAGAAAGUGGGUUGAGUAUUCCUUGGCUGAUGGAUCUUCUGAUGAAUAUGUUGCUGAGAACUUAGAGGGAGCUACAAGGUCUGAUUUCAGGUCACCUGUUUGGAUCUUUCCAAGUAUAUGUUGAUGCACUCCUAUUGGCCACUGCCUAUGUGAAAGUUGCUGUCUGAAGUGACCCAGAAGCACAUGACGAUGCUACGCACCACCAGGAGGGGAGCAUCUCCAACUCGGAUGAGUAGCUCCAAUAAAAGACAGAGAUAAUCUACUGUACAUAUAUAAUGCAAGCGACCCAAGGUAUACGGCGAUUAAACUGCACCACAGUUGCAAAAUCUGACAACUGCAGAGCAAGAACAUAUCCCGUCUGCCUCCCCCACCCCCACUCACCUCACCCACCGACGCCAUCCACCAGACGCGCCGUCUGCCUCACCCACGUCCUUCUCGGCGGCAUCCAUGGCGUCCGGCGGCAGCGGUGGCACGGACGGCCGUGGCGGCGCGUGGCCGACGAGCCUGGGCACGCCGGACACGGACGAGCUCAUCCGGCUCGGGCUGAUGGUGCUGCCGGGCUGCCGUCUGCCGCACAUCUUCCACAUCACCGCCGACGGGUACCCGACAAGGGGGCCCGGCGCGACGCCGGAAGAGCUCCGCGGGCACGAGGGCGGCCGCUGGAAUAUUGCCGGUCGUACAAGAUUUUGGACGGGCAAGGACUUCUGGAAGGUCGUUGCCCAGGCUCGUCGGGAUUCGGAGACGGGCGGCCCGUCGUCUGCCCCGCGCCGGCCCCACCGUCACCCUCCGGCGGCCAUGCCGUCCCCAAGCUCCUCCGGCCGUCCGGUGCCCACGCUCGCCGGGCCCGCCGCACCUCCCGCCGUCGAGAUCCCGCCGGAGCAGUUCGCGCUGCGCGAGGACGGCGACCCGAACGACUGCCCUGGCUACCUCAUCGCCCUAUGGGCGUCGCAGACAGAAGCGGCGGCCGCGGCAGAGGCCAGAGAGGCCGCCGAGCUGCAGGCGGCACUGGACGCCGCGGCGGCUAUGGCGGCGGCUGCAGAGGCCGCUGAGCUGCAGGCGGCACUGGAUAUGGCGGCGGCUACGGGUGCGGUGCAGGCACCGGCGCAGGCGGCUCCGGUGGAGGACGACGCCGUCGACUGGGACGACGCCGGGAAGAGCAGCAACGAUGACGACGGUGACGGCGGUGCGGGCGAGAUCGUGGACCUCGCCGCGUCCGACGACGACGAGUAGAUUAGGUCCUCUUAUGUUUAAUUAAUUUAGAUUAGGUCCUUUUAUGUUUAAUUAAGUUUCGUUAUGUUCGAAUGUAAAAUGAACCCUUUGUCGUAAGGUUUAAUGAACUAUCCUUAUGUUUGAAUGAAUUUU